Entamoeba histolytica HM-1:IMSS is the source of this 1995-nucleotide messenger RNA. RefSeq lists its product as uncharacterized. Lineage: Eukaryota; Evosea; Mastigamoebida; Endamoebidae. The record is from RefSeq and is a predicted model, not a curated record. Gene Ontology annotation, molecular function: translation initiation factor activity; translation initiation factor binding; RNA binding. The transcript has a single exon. Gene Ontology annotation, biological process: translational initiation. Gene Ontology annotation, cellular component: eukaryotic translation initiation factor 3 complex. Bases 1 to 1995 code for a protein of 664 amino acids.
AUGAGUGCUUCAACUAAAACCUCUAAAAUUACACAAUCUUCUGUACUUAUUUGUGAUGGACUUCCUGUAGGAAUUCCUGUUGCUUCAGUUCCUAAAUUAACGUUAUUCUUAAAAAGAAUGGUAUUAGUAAAGAAUGGAGCAGAAUUAUCAGACCAACCAAAUAAUGUACAAGUUUUUGUUGAUGAAACAAGUCAAAAAACUACAGGAAUUGGGUUUAUUGAUUUUAAAGAUGAUGAAGCAGCAAUUAAAUUUAAAACAAGAUUUGUUGAAUUGAAAUUCGAUAAUAAAAACACAUUAAAAUUUUAUACUAAAAAAGAGAUUGAUGAAAUCUUAAAAGAAAAUGAUGAAUAUACACCAUUAGUCUUUCAUCCAAUUGAAGUUACUGAUUUUAAAGGAUGGCUUAAAGAAGAUAAAUACACUGAAGGAAGUGAAUGUGUUGCAACAUUCCAAUAUGGAAAGACUGUUUCAUUAGGAUGGUAUAAUCCAAGCAUUCCAAAAGAAAUAACAAUGCAAGAAGAACAACCAUUUAUAUCAUCUAAUUGUUCAUUUUCACCAUCAGGUACAUUUUUAUAUUCAAUUACUGAACAUGGAUUAAUUGUAGUUCAACCGGACUGUAAAAAGAAAUUCCAAUUCCCACAUCCAGGAUUAACACAUGUUACUAUUUCACCACAUGAUACAUUUAUUGCUACAUACUCAGCUACUGCACCUUUUAAUAGACAUAUUAUUGUUUGGGAUAGAAGAUUUACAAAAGGUAUUAAAUUCUUUGAUUUAAAAGCAAAUAGUUUAAAAAGAAUGACAGAAACAUUAAAAAAAGAAAAAACUUUAACACCAAUUGGUCAAGACUUUGUUCAAUUUAGUUAUAAUGAAAAAUAUUUAGCCAGAAUUAGUGAAGUUGAUUCUAAUUCAAUUGAAAUAUAUACUACACCAACAAUUCAAUUAUUAAGUAAUAAAUUAGUUACAUUUGAAAGUUCAAUUAAUAAAAUUAGUUGGAGUCCUAAAGCAAAUAUUAUUGUUGCAUAUCAUGAACCACUUCAAAAAACUAAUGAACAAGCACAUUUCUACUUUUAUGAUGUUGAUAAACAAGAAAUUAUUUUUAAACAUAAAGUAUUUUCAUUAAAAGGAGCAGAGUUUGGAUGGCAUUCAUCAGGAAAGAAAUUAGUUGUUCAAUGCAAUAAAAAUAAGAAAACAGCUGUUUUAGUAUUUACAUUAGAUAAAACAAUUACUGCAUCUAUGAAUGAAUUAAAUGCUACACCUCAUUUUAUGAGUGUUAAUCCAAUAAAAAUGCAAUUUGGUAUUAUGGCAUAUCAACAUAGUAAGAAAGGAGAUUCAUUAUUCCCAACAUUACAUAUUUAUGAUAUUAGUAGUAAUGAAACUAAAUUAAUUUCUUCACUUCCUAAUAUUGAAGCUAAGUCAUUCUCUUAUUCACCAAAUGGGCAAUUUAUGGUAGUGAGUGGAAUUAGUACAUCAGAACCAUACUUAUAUUUCUACAACACAGACAGAAUGAAAUUAUACAAAAAAGUUCCAAUUGAAAAUAUGAGUUAUAUUUGUUGGGAUCCAAUGGGAUUAUUCCUUGGUGCAGUACGUUCAUAUCUUUAUUCUCCACAUGCAAAGAAUGGAUUUAUGUUAUAUGACUGUUUUGGAAAUUUACAAUUUGAAACAUAUAAAACUAAUUUUGCUGGAUUAUUAUGGAGACCACAACCAACAAAUAUUAUUAAACCAGAAAUGGCUAAAGAAGUUGAAAGUAAAUUCAAUGAAUGUUUAAAAACAAUGAAAGAAGAAGAUGAACGAAAGAAAGAACAAAUUGAAUUAGAAAAGAAACAAAGAGCUGAUGAAUUAAUGAAAAGAUUUAGAAGUGUUGUUCAAAAGAAUGCUCAAUUAUCUGCUAAAGAACAUUUAAGAGCUUAUGAUUCUGGAAUGAAAAUUAUUGUUGAAGAAAUUAAACAAAAGAAAGAGUCUAAUGAAGAAGUAAAAGAAAAUAUAACAGAAACUCAGUAA